AUGGCGUCCAAUAUCUUCUUAGUUCGCCAGCGAAUCAGCCGGCUGGGGCAGAGGAUGUCCGCCUUCCAGAUCAACCUCAACCCGCUCAAGGAGCCCCUCGGCUUCAUCAAAGUCCUCGAGUGGAUUGCAUCCAUCUUUGCUUUUGCCACCUGUGGAGGUUUCAAGGGGAAAACAGAAAUUCUAGUGCAUUGCCCUAAAAAUGACAAUAAAACUGUCACAGCUACUUUUGGUUACCCAUUCAGGUUGAAUCAGGCAUCAUUUCAGGAUGCUCCAGCAGUAAAUGUGUGUGGAAUAAAAUGGAAUGAAUACGUUCUUAUAGGAGAUUACUCUUCCUCUGCACAAUUCUAUGUUACAUUUGCAGUCUUUGUCUUCCUGUACUGCAUUGCAGCUCUUCUACUUUACGUUGGUUAUACAAACCUCUAUCGGGAUAGUCGGAAACUUCCCAUGAUUGACUUUGUUAUCACUCUUGUUGCCACAUUUUUGUGGUUGGUGAGCACUUCAGCUUGGGCUAAAGCUCUUACAGAUAUUAAAGUAGCUACUGGUCACAACAUAAUUCAGGAACUUGAGCCUUGUAAGCAUCCAGGAGUGAACUGCAGUUUCGGCUCGGUGAGCAGUAUGGGAUCCCUAAAUGUAUCUGUGAUCUUUGGAUUUUUGAAUAUGAUUCUUUGGGGAGGAAAUGCUUGGUUUGUAUACAAGGAGACCAGUUUACACAGUCCAUCAAAUACUUCUACUUCCCAUGGCCAAGGAAAUAUCCCACCUGCUGCUGGAAUAUAA
Messenger RNA from Elephantulus edwardii (Cape elephant shrew), 774 nucleotides. RefSeq names its product synaptophysin-like 1 (gene SYPL1). NCBI's taxonomy places the organism in Eukaryota, Metazoa, Chordata, Mammalia, Macroscelidea, Macroscelididae. The coding region runs from base 1 to 774 and encodes 257 amino acids. The transcript is spliced from 6 exons. The record is from RefSeq and is a predicted model, not a curated record. Gene Ontology annotation, cellular component: synaptic vesicle; synaptic vesicle membrane.